GUUUCAAGUGAAUACGGUUUUCUUUUAAGGACAUGAAUUUCAUAGUUUCCUUAGAUAAAAAUAACUUUCAUACAUAUUUUGAAGAUUUUAGCGUUUAAACCAGGCAGCUGAGCUGCAUAAACACUGUUAACAAGCUAAAAAUCGAAAGACGCCCGUCAGCCUUCUUGGGUAUAUGACAGUGUCCCUGCAUUGAACUUGAGUGUCCCUUGCAUUGACAAGAACUUUAAAACUGGCUGUACAGAAGCAUAGAAAAAAGAAAAGAAAAGAAAAAGAAAAAUCCAGAGCCUCCUUUUAAGUGAGAAAAAGAAGGCAUGUAGGAAUUUAGGCUCUGCUUAUUCCCUUCUCUUUCGUCUUUGGUGUUUUAGAGAAACACCAAAAGAGGAGAAGUGAAAUGGAGACCAACGAUCACCCCAGCGCUGCUCAUGUUGAUAGUUUUCUGAAGUAUAUUCUUUCCUUAAAAAGAGACUAAAAGAGACCAAAACAUGUCAAAAAAUACUGCCCUGGAAACCUCAUAAGUACUACGGUGUGAAGAACCGUCUGCUCAGAACACGCAGUUGUCUUCAUACAGCUUAGAAACGUCUGAUACAGGAUAGCAGGUUUUGCUAUGCCUCUGACGGGGCCAGCAGAAACAAGUGUGGAUGAGCACCUGCCCAGCGCGGCCUUAAGGCCCCGUAGGAGGUCUGCUGAGUGCGCAGGUGACAGCUCGAGAGGCAGCCCCAGCCACGCCUCUGAUAGCGUGGAUUAUAGCAGGUCUCAGUGCUCCUGCAGAAGCUUAAGUCCGCGCUGUGAUUACUCAGAAGACUUUCUCUCUGACUGUUCUGAAACAGCUCCUCAUAGAAAUUUAGAGAAGCCUAUGAUAAAAGAGAAAAAGGACAAGAAGAAAGAGUAUAAUGUCUCUCAGGUGUCCCAACCUCAAGUUAACAGGUGUCCUCGUUACAGAGGACCACAGUCCUUGGAUUUCGCUGGCUUCCUGCCUUCCGUCUCCACUGAAGAACCGAGAUUUGAGUUGCCAGUGAGCUGUAAAUACCUGUCUCAGCCCCCCAGGAGGAUGGUCUCCAAGUCCGGCCACAAGGGACUCCCCAUCGAAAAAAGGCACAACUGGAAGGCACCACCUCUACGCUCUCAGAACACCGUGACCGCCCAGAGGAGAGACGCCGCCACUCACCGCGUCCUCUCCGCACGGCUGCACAAGAUUAAAGAGCUAAAAAACGAACUCUGCGACACACGUCGUCAUUUGGAAGCCACGGUCAUGGAAAAUCAAUUUCUGAAACAUCUUCAGAUUAGACACUUGAAAGCUAUAGGAAAAUACGAGCAUUCACAACAUAAUCUACCUCAAAUUAUGGUAAAACACCAGAAUGAAGUCAAAAAUCUAAGACAGCUACUUAGGAAAUCCCAGGAGAAGGAAAGAAGCGCAUCGCGGAAACUUCGAGAAGCCGACAGUGAGCUGCUUAAGACUAAAGAUUCCUUGCAGGCAUUGCAGAGACUUUCUGAAGACAAAAACCUUGCAGAGAGGGAAGAACUCACUCAAAGACUGUCUGUUCUCACAACAAAAAUGGAGGCAAAUGACGAAAAAAUACAGAGCUUGGAAAAACAGCUGAGGCUGAACAGCAGAGUCUUUAGUCGGCGGUUGGCCAUUGAGAACAGGAAAUUGUUAACAGCCCAGGCAGCUACAAAGACUCUGCAAGUGGAAAUAAAACACCUUCACCAAAAACUUAAGGAGAAGGAUCGAGAGCUUGAAGUCAGGAACAUCUACGCAAGUCGGAUACUUAAAAAUUUACAUGACAAAGAAGAGUAUCCAACAGUUUCUUCAACAAAAUCCGUACAAGCAGACAGACGCUUUUUGGUUACAAGCAUGAAACACCAGGCGACCCAAAAAUCGGAAGGCAUCUCACCUUUGACAACCAAGGGUAAAAAGAUAACCGGAAACGUUGUUCACGAAGAAAAAUCCGCUGAAACGCCGUGUGCGGCUCCUGCCUGUCCCGGCAAACCACCAAGCCCGCGGGAGGCCGAGAGGAAACAGGAAGAUUUCCCGAAGGAAGAGGACCACCCGGAAGCGAAAGCACGUCCCGGGGACACGGAGAGGCACGGGGAGAACACCAAGGCUCCCGAGCAGGAAGUCACUCUAGUGACAGAACAAGAGGUGCCACCACCCGGAGUUCAGGAGACUCACCCCGACAGGGAGGACACGUGGGAAGACGGCGCCGUGACGGAAAUGUCCCGAGGUCUGCAGGUCGGCGACGCGGCUGGGGGCCCCGAGAACAGCGCGGCUGCCAAGGUCAGAGCGCCCUGCCGGCCGCGGAAGCUGUACUCGUUCACGGCGGCCACGGAGAACCUGCACCUGGGCCUCCCCGCGUCCGGGGGCCCGGCCAGCGCGGGCAGGGCCCGCGGGCUCGCCGAGGGGCCGCGACCAGAACCUUCUGGAAGCGCAUACGAGCCCUCUUUCGGCAAGUCGUCCCGACCAAAAGCGAAAGACACCUUCAGGGAGAAGAAAAGCAGUCUCAUGGAGGAACUGUUUGGGUCGGGCUGUGCCCUUAAACAUGACCCGGCUGGCACGGCUGCCCCCGGUAAGGCGCCCCGUCCGCCUCCCAGUCGGGCCUCCGCCAGCAACGCUUUCGGAGAUUCCAAAGUCACCGUGGUGAACAACAUCAAGUCAUCUUCGCCGACCGAAGGGCAAAGGAAAAUAAUUCUUUAAAUAUAAGCAAUAUCCUAAUACAUUCUGAUCUGAUAUUCUCGUUCUCAUGUGCCUUCAAUCUUAUGUUAGAGAGAGAGUGUGUGUUGCAGUAUAUUAAACUGACUUUGCAUAACCAA
This is a messenger RNA of Suricata suricatta (meerkat), 2808 nucleotides long. It is a transcript of the gene LCA5L, whose product is annotated as lebercilin LCA5 like. NCBI's taxonomy places the organism in Eukaryota, Metazoa, Chordata, Mammalia, Carnivora, Herpestidae. Gene Ontology annotation, biological process: intraciliary transport. The transcript is spliced from 10 exons. Gene Ontology annotation, cellular component: axoneme. The coding region runs from base 605 to 2692 and encodes 695 amino acids. The record is from RefSeq and is a predicted model, not a curated record.